GAUCCCACUGACCCCCAGUGGUCAGGGUCCUCAGCCAAGACCACCAUAGGGCUCAAGUUCAGGUGAAGCCUGAAGGACGUGCUGGGGUGACCCGGACUGCUGGAAGCCAGGAGCUCAGGGCUGCUCUCGCCCGGCCUGAUGCAGUUCACACCCCCAUGAGCGUGGCCGCCUGGAGGAGCCAGUCACAGCCUGACCAACAGUGACGUGAGACUCGCCCUGUUACACCGCCCCCUGCCCCCCACUGUGCCCUUCCUCCCGUGUACAAAGUCCUGAGUUCCCAGCUGCAGAAGUGAAGUUUGCACAGCACACUGACUGUAAAUCCUGCAACAGCAUUUCCCAGAGAGGAGCACGUGCAGAUAAACCGGGAUUCAGAUACCGGGGUGGAGCUAGGCUCCAUGCAUCCACGGGGCCUGUGAGUGACCUGGACGUCCGAGGGUCCUCUCUGGUGGCCAUGGGGGCCUCCUGGCCCCAGCUGCCGGCCCUCCUGCCGCUCCCGUGCCCUCCCAGGGAGGCGCCGGGCGGUGCGGAAGCCCCCGCCUGCCCAGGUGGGCCCGGCUGAAUGGGGGGCUUGUGCUGCCGCCGCCAGGGCGGGACCUGGCGUCCACCCGCCCCCUGCCCCGCCUGCCUGCCCACCGCGCCGCUGCGCCGCGGUGCGCUCAGAGUGCGACUGCAGCCAUGGCCGGAGCCCCCACCCUGGUCCUGCUGCUGCUCGGGCAGCUGCUGGCCACGACGGCAACCAAGGCGCAGAAAGUGGGACCUCGGGGCCCCCCUGGCCCCCCGGGGCCACCUGGGAAGCCAGGCAAGGAUGGCAUCGAUGGGGAAGCUGGUCCUCCGGGUCUGCCUGGGCCCCCGGGACUGAAAGGGGCCCCAGGGAAGCCCGGGAACCCAGGAGAGGCAGGACUGCCUGGACUGCCUGGCGUGGACGGUCUAACCGGGGGGGAUGGACCCCCUGGACCCAGAGGCGCCCCUGGAGAACGGGGAAGUCUGGGCCCUGCUGGGCCGCCCGGGCUGGGGGGCAAAGGCCUGCCCGGACCCCCCGGCGAGGCAGGGGUGAGUGGCCUCCCAGGUGGAAUCGGCCUCCGGGGCCCUCCGGGACCCUCGGGACUCCCAGGCCUUCCUGGCCCACCGGGACCUCCUGGACCCCCUGGUCACCCAGGGGUCCUCCCCGAAGGCGCUGCUGACCUUCAGUGCCCGGCCAUCUGCCCGCCAGGCCCUCCAGGGCCCCCGGGGAUGCCAGGGUUCAAGGGACCCACCGGCUACAAAGGGGAGCAAGGAGAAGUUGGCAAGGACGGCGAGAAGGGUGACCCCGGCCCCCCUGGGCCUGCCGGCAUCCCAGGCACUGUGGGACUGCAGGGUCCUCGGGGCCUACGAGGACUGCCAGGGCCACUCGGGCCCCCGGGGGACCGGGGUCCCAUUGGAUUCCGAGGGCCACCCGGGAUCCCAGGAGCCCCUGGGAAAGUGGGGGACAGAGGCGAGAGGGGCCCAGAGGGGUUCCGUGGCCCCAAGGGUGACCUUGGCAGACCGGGUCCCAAAGGGGUCCCUGGAGUGGCCGGGCCCAGUGGAGAGCCGGGCAUUCCAGGCAAGGACGGCUGGGACGGCGUGCCAGGACUCGAUGGCCAGAAGGGAGAGGCCGGUCGCAGUGGUGCCCCAGGAGAGAAGGGCCCCAAUGGGCUCCCGGGUCUCCCAGGACGAGCAGGGUCCAAAGGCGAGAGGGGAGAGCUGGGCAGAGCCGGCGAGCUUGGCGAGGCUGGCCCCUCAGGAGAGCCUGGGGUCCCCGGAGAUGUUGGCGUGCCCGGGGAGCACGGCGAGGCUGGCCACAGGGGCUCAGCGGGAGCUUUGGGCCCACAGGGCCCUCCUGGGGCUCCUGGCAUCCAGGGCUUCCAGGGCCGGAAGGGCAGUAUGGGAGACCCCGGUGUGCCAGGCCCGCAGGGCCUCCGAGGUGGCGUGGGUGACCGGGGCCUUGGAGGAGCCACAGGCCCCAAGGGAGACCAGGGCAUCGCAGGUUCUGAUGGUCUUCCUGGGGACAAAGGGGACCUGGGUCCCCGUGGCCCUGUAGGACCCAAAGGAGAGCCUGGCAGUCGAGGGGAGCUGGGCCCAAAAGGCAUCCAGGGUCCCAACGGCACCAGUGGUGUGGAGGGCGUCCCGGGCUCCCCCGGCCCCGUCGGCUUCCAGGGUGUACAAGGUGUGCCCGGUGUGACAGGGAUACCUGGCGUCCCGGGCCGAGAAGCCAGCGAGCAGCGCAUCAGGGAGUUGUGCGGGGCCAUGAUCGGCGAACAAAUCGCCCAAUUAGCUGCUCACCUGAGGAAGCCUUUAGCACCAGGAUCCAUGGGUCGGCCUGGUCCAGCUGGACCUCCAGGACCUCCGGGGUCCCCAGGCUCCAUCGGCCACCCGGGUGCUCGAGGGCCCCCUGGAUAUCGCGGUCCCACUGGAGAGCUGGGGGAUCCUGGACCCAGAGGCCACCAGGGCGACAGAGGAGACAAGGGCUUGGCUGGCACGGGUCUUGACGGGCCUCAUGGAGACCAGGGGCUCCAAGGACCACAAGGUGUGCCUGGCAUCAGCAAAGACGGCCGCGACGGGGCCCACGGUGAGCCCGGGCUUCCUGGAGAUCCUGGCCUUCCCGGCGCUGCUGGAGCCCAGGGGCCCCCUGGCAUCUGCGACACCUCUGCCUGCCAAGGAGCCGUGAUGGGAGGCGGCGGGGAAAAAUCAGGUGCUAGACGCUCCUAAAACAGAACCUCAGAAGGUGAGAGGAGUGGCAAGCCCCGAGGGCCACGCCUGGAGUGUUGCACACUGUGCUGCCGUGCCGUCAGGCGAGGCCUUCCUGGCUGCCCCAACAUGUCCUCAAUGGCAGCAGCUGGACGCUUGGUUUCAGGGGAAACCGUGCCCGUCCCUGAGCUGUUGUCAAGCACUCCGUCUCCGCGAGUAUUAACGGUGGUCCGUUUCAGCUGUGACAUCAUACCUCAGACACAGACCCUAUGUAAUAAAAUUGUAAACCCAGCAUUUGAGAGGGAGAGAGCGUGUACAUACACGAAGUUUUGUAGGAUUCCAACAGAUAAUAUUCAGCGACUUGUUUACAUAGCAUUUGUUUAAAGUCUAAAUAUAAUCUCAAUAAAGUGAUAUUAUAUCUUCAGAUUGACUACCCACAGUGUAACAAAAAAUUAACUUAAUGUAUGGGUCCCUUUGACACAAAGCUCUCACCUGAGUCAGCUCCUGCUUUUGUGGACAAACUAUCUCCAAAAAACAGUAUUUAUUGAAGGUGACUUUGUAUCACACUAAAGUCUACUGGUAUGAUCUGUUGUAAUAAAUAAAGCCACUCAUUUGAAAAACUCCAUUCCAAACACUACAGUUUAUUACAUAGCAAGCAUGACCCUCCAGGUGAAAGCGAAGGCCCUGAAGCCACCCGCCGUGACAAUGUUUCAUGUGGACAAAAGGGGCCUUACGGGAAGUCUGGAGGACAUUCAGUGGAAGGGUCAGGACAGGACUGCCUUUUGUGACAUAGUGCCUUUCCACUGGGACCAUUACAAGGGGGAGUGAGAAACAAAUGAGAUAAAAUCUCAAACUACUUCUAGUUAAGAACUAUUUAA
Manis javanica (Malayan pangolin) is the source of this 3581-nucleotide messenger RNA. It is a transcript of the gene COL9A3, whose product is annotated as collagen type IX alpha 3 chain. The record is from RefSeq and is a predicted model, not a curated record. Gene Ontology annotation, cellular component: extracellular matrix. Lineage: Eukaryota; Metazoa; Chordata; Mammalia; Pholidota; Manidae.